CGAUAUUUUAUUUUGUAAGGGCUGAUUCCUAAAAUGUACGUUUUGCAUUGAUUCUCCGAUAUAUUGGAACAAAUCCAGGAUUUAAAAUCAGUUCUAGGGAUCGGCGAGAUUCUACUGACGAUAUUAGUUUGUUGCGAAAUGUAAACAGAACUAUUGUUCCUGGUCGUGUUUCGACGGUCUUCUUAGAGGGCUGGACCGAAGACGGACCGCUCGUACAAACAGUCCGACUUGGGAAACAUUCCUAAUGCUAAAGGAUUAAGGGGCUACGUUGUAAAUCUUCCUUAUCGGAUGCUUUUGACGUUUUAGCCUUGCUGAAUAUUUCCACAUUAUCACGGUUUAAAUAAUGGCAUCUCGGUCGCCAUCGUCCUCGCCCGAUUCGGCUACGGGUUCAGGUACUGAUCCGGCUCGGCCUGACACAGGAGAGCCCCUCGGCGGGGCUGGUUCAGAUUCCGACGACUCGUCUCUGGAUCUUGCGAGAUUUGACUGUGGUGCAGCCGAUGUAGGCGACCGACUGGAAGGAGAAGAGCUGGAAGAGGAAUUCCAGGCAGCUGCGGACCGCGUAGGACAGCUGGUUCAGACGGCCAGUAGAGACCAGCUGCUCUACCUGUAUGCCCGCUACAAACAGGUCAAAGUAGGAAAGUGCAAUACAUCGAAGCCAGGCUUUUUUGACUUUGAAGGACAGAGGAAAUGGCAAGCGUGGAAGCAACUGGGAGACUUGGAGUCAGAACAGGCAAUGCAGGAGUACAUCUCCUGUGUCAAUACUCUGGACCCUGAAGGAACCCUGAAGGGCGCAGAGAAGAGAACGGGCUUCGGCGGUCCGGCAGUCAGCUCUUUGUACCAGGAAGAAACUAUCAGGGAAGAGGAUAAGAACAUCUUCGACUACUGCAGGGAGAACAACAUGGAACACAUCGGCGCGGCCAUCAGCUCGCAGAAGGUGGACGUCAACGCAAAGGACGAGGAGGGUCGGGCAUUGCUGCACUGGGCCUCUGACCGAGGACAUAAGGAGCUGGUUUCUCUACUACUGCAGCACAAAGCGGAUAUCAACAGUCAGGAUGAUGAAGGCCAGACAGCAUUACAUUACGGGAAGAGGAUAAGAACAUCUUCGACUACUGCAGGGAGAACAACAUGGAACACAUCGGCGCGGCCAUCAGCUCGCAGAAGGUGGACGUCAACGCAAAGGACGAGGAGGGUCGGGCAUUGCUGCACUGGGCCUCUGACCGAGGACAUAAGGAGCUGGUUUCUCUACUACUGCAGCACAAAGCGGAUAUCAACAGUCAGGAUGAUGAAGGCCAGACAGCAUUACAUUACGCGUCGGCCUGCGAGUUCCAGGAGAUCGCGGAGCUGCUGCUGAAGGCGGGCGCCGACCCGUCCAUCAGGGACCUGGAGGGCUCGCUGCCCGAGGACGCCACGGAGUCCGCCGCCGUCUCCUCCCUCAUA
Gadus chalcogrammus (walleye pollock) is the source of this 1437-nucleotide messenger RNA. RefSeq names its product acyl-CoA binding domain containing 6 (gene acbd6). Bases 344 to 1351 code for a protein of 335 amino acids. The transcript has 11 exons. Gene Ontology annotation, molecular function: protein binding; fatty-acyl-CoA binding. The record is from RefSeq and is a predicted model, not a curated record. Lineage: Eukaryota; Metazoa; Chordata; Actinopteri; Gadiformes; Gadidae.